AUACUCAUAUUUAAUGACACUUGAAGUUGUCAUGCACACAUAUUAAAAGUACAUAUAACUGUUUUUAUACUCUGAUUAAAGAGAGAUUGUGCAAUAACUUUAUACAUCUUCUCUAUAGUGACUCAGGCUAACUCUCAGUGUUAUUACACAGCAGUAUUUGGGGUGGCGCGCCUGCUGCUGUCACCGUGUGUUUUGCUGCUCGGAGCUUUUCGUCCAGAGAUGGCAAGAGACCCGUAGCAGACUGAGGGGCCUGCGCGGCUGGGCAUUUUACCGACAACCGUACCGUGAGAGAUCCGCAGAGACACGGAGAGGAACGCGGAGUGGAGAGGGACAACUGACGAGAGGAAUCAUGGGACACGGAGUGGGCUGAAGCAGAGGGUCGAGCAGUGCACACCAAUCGUUUCCCACUGUGGUGUAUGACAUGGCCACGGCCUCAUCUCGAGCUGAGCCUAGCCAUAACCACAGAGGAACGUCACAGCUCCAUGCCGUUGUUUCCUGUGCCAAAAUCAAGAGGAAGAAGAGUCUGUUUGGGACGGCCAUCUAUGUGGAGUUGACAGCGGAGGGGGAGUCGCGCCGCACGGCGAAGUCUCACAGCUCCUCCAGUCCGAAAUGGGAUGAGAGGCUCACUCUGAAUGUAACACCGCACACACAGGUGGAUUUCAAAGUAUGGAGUCACCACACGCUGAAGGCCGAUGCUCUGCUGGGAAAAGCCACGCUAGACCUCGUCCAAGCCUUGGAGCAGCAUGACAGAAAAUUGGAGAAUGUGAAGGAGGUGCUGAAGUUGAGUGUGGAGCAGAAAGGAGCUGUGGUGCCGACAGGAGAGCUGACUGUUUACCUGGAUGGGCUGACUGUCUCUGACCAGGAGGAGCUGGCCCCGCUCACCAACGGCAACACAGCAAACGGCACCAAAGUCCAACAGAACGGUGAUGCCAUCCAUGAAAAUGGAGACUCCUCUUCCUCUUCCUCAAAGGCCGCCAACAGCUCAGUGAAUGGUACAGAUCUGGGUCUGAAGUCUGGUUCCUGCUCCACCUCCAAUGGUCUGGAUGCUCAGGUGCCUUCAAGCUCCUGCAGUCCCGCCCUCAGUCAUGUGGUCAAUGGGGACGCCACGCCCAACUGCACCCCUGUUCACCAACCCUCAGACAGUGACACUGAAAGCAGGACAGUGAACGGGGAGUCCUGUGAUGCUCCUCUGGGCCCACCGUCUCUUACAUCAGGUGAUGUGCCGCCCCCUAUAGACAGCCAGGAGAACUGCAAUCAAGAAUCCGCCCUACCAGACUCUGACACAGCAACAAACAGCACAUCUCCACCCCUGCUCUCCUCCACACCAGCUCCAGCCUCCACCUCUGCUGCUAAGCCUUCUGAUGGCUCUGCUGCUAGUACUGCUGCUGCUGCUGCUCCUGCUCCAGCUUCCUCCUCCUCCUCCUCCUCCACAAUUACCUCCCCGCCACAGGGAGCCACGGCCGUCACAACCUCUUCUUCAACGUCCUCUUCCUCCCCAGCGCUGGGAGAAGCUAAUGCUUCAGGAGGUGGAGGUGGAAGCAGCAACAGCAGUGCGACUACAACAACAGACGGGGCCAAGCCCAGGCAGCAGAACCCCAGCACGGGGGCCCCAGAUCCUCUUCCACCGGGGUGGGAGCAAAGAAAGGACCCUCAUGGGAGAACGUACUAUGUUGACCACAACACCAGAACUACUACCUGGGAAAGACCACAGCCAUUACCACCAGGCUGGGAGCGCCGCGUGGACGACCGGGGUCGGAUCUAUUAUGUGGACCACAACACCCGGACCACCACGUGGCAGCGACCCACCAUGGAGUCUGUCCGAAACUUUGAGCAGUGGCAGAGCCAGCGCAGCCAGCUGCAGGGAGCUAUGCACCAGUUCAACCAGAGAUACCUCUACUCUGCAUCCAUGAUGUCUGCUGAGAAUGAUCCUCUCGGCCCGCUACCUCCUGGAUGGGAGAGGCGAGUGGACUCCAAUGACCGAGUGUACUUUGUCAACCACAACACCAAGACGACGCAGUGGGAGGACCCACGAACACAAGGGCUACAGAAUGAGGAUCCUCUGCCUGAAGGUUGGGAGAUCCGAUACACAAGGGAAGGCGUUCGCUACUUUGUGGAUCACAACACCAGAACCACCACUUUCAGCGACCCGCGCACCGGAAAGUCCUCUGUCACCAAAGGUCCUCAGAUUGCUUACGAACGCAGCUUCAGGUGGAAGCUUGCACAUUUCCGUUACUUGUGCCAGUCCAACGCUCUCCCCAGCCACGUGAAGAUCACAGUUUCCAGACAGACGCUGUUUGAAGACUCUUUCCAGCAGAUAAUGGCCCUGAAACCUUACGACUUGAGGAGGAGACUCUACGUCAUCUUCAGAGGAGAGGAGGGCCUCGACUACGGUGGAUUAGCUCGAGAGUGGUUCUUCUUGUUGUCCCAUGAAGUGCUUAACCCGAUGUACUGUCUGUUCGAGUAUGCCGGCAAGAGUAACUACUGUCUGCAGAUCAACCCGGCCUCGGCCAUCAACCCCGACCACCUCUCCUACUUCUGCUUCAUCGGACGCUUUAUUGCCAUGGCACUUUUCCACGGAAAGUUCAUCGACACCGGCUUCUCUCUGCCUUUCUAUAAACGAAUGCUGAAUAAGAAGCUGAUCCUCAAAGACCUGGAGUCCAUCGACCCGGAGUUUUACAACUCACUCAUAUGGAUCAGGGACAAUAACAUCGAGGAGUGCGGUCUGGAGAUGUUCUUCUCGGUGGACAUGGAGAUCCUGGGGAAGAUCACGUCACAUGACCUCAAACCUGAUGGAGCCAACGUUCUCGUCACAGAGGAGAACAAGGAGGAGUAUAUUGGUCUGAUGGCAGAGUGGAGGUUCUCCCGCGGGGUCGAAGGUCAGACCAAAGCGUUCCUGGACGGCUUUAACGAGGUGGUUCCUCUUCAGUGGCUGCAGUACUUUGAUGAGAAGGAGCUGGAGGUGAUGCUGUGUGGCAUGCAGGAGGUGGACCUGCAGGACUGGCAGAGGAACACGGUGUAUCGACACUACACCAGGAACAGCAAACAGAUCAUCUGGUUCUGGCAGCUGGUGAAAGAAGUGGACAACGAGGUGCGACUGCGCCUCAUGCAGUUCGUCACAGGAACCUGCAGACUCCCUCUGGGCGGCUUCGCUGAGCUCAUGGGAAGUAACGGUCCUCAGAAGUUCUGCAUUGAGAAGGUGGGGAAGGACACGUGGCUUCCUCGAAGCCACACAUGUUUUAACCGUCUGGACCUGCCUCCCUACAAGAGCUUCGAGCAGCUGAAAGAGAAGCUGCUGUUCGCCAUCGAGGAAACCGAAGGAUUCGGCCAAGAAUAGAGGGACGAGUCCUCGAGUUUUUCCUCUCCCUCACCCAUCGCUGAUUAUUCAGCCAAGUAAAACAGAAAAAUUGCACAAGAUAACCACCAAUGUAUAUAAGCUAUUUUGUCAUUUUAAACCAAAUCUUAAUUUGCAGCAUUAUUUAUGCAGCAGCCCUGAAAUACUAUCUUACCCUCCCCCAUCAUGAAAUAUGCAAGCAUUUCAGCUCGUCUGUUUAAAAACAGAAACCAUGGAUAUUUUUUUAAUUUCCUCCCUCUGCUGACUGGCUUUUUAAAAAAGAGACUCAAGUGUUUUUGAGAGGAUUUUAUAGUGACAGCGUGAUCUUCGUUUAAAGCUCUAGUUCUAUAGAGCUUCUAAAAAAAAGAGAGAGUAGUGUCGGGGUCCGGUGCCUGAAUUUUCUUUUUCUCCCCCCCGUGGACUCGUAGAAAAUGUUGAGAUUCUUUGUGUGCUUGCAUGGCUGCCUCUGAAGACGAGAAGACUGGUGUGAGCGCCCUCCACCCCACACACACACACACACACACACACACACACACACACACACACACACACACACACACACACACAAACACACACAAAAUAAGACAUUUAACACUCAAGCUCUGAAUCUUUGUGAGCUUUGCUUUUAACAUUAUCAACAAAAAGCAGCAACCUUAGAUUCUGGCUGCCAUCCCACAGAGAGACACACGAUCAGAUCCUCCAGUAUGUGUUCGGACAAGAGAAGAAGAAAGACUCAGUGAUGAAGUUCCUGAUUUAUCAAGAGGAGCGCAGGGACUGGAGGAAAAUGUUCCAUAUAGAAGUAAAAGAGCGAUUUGUGAGUGUGUGUGUGAGUGUGUGUGUGUGUGUUUGUGCCUCAUAGCUCUGAUGUUUGAGCCACAGACUCUGGACGUGAUCCAGGACUUUUAAUUUAAAGAUUGAGCUUUUUUUUUGGAAAAGUGUCGCAACAAAUGAGACGAAGAACAGACGACCUGGCUCAGUGGGUUCUGUGUUUCUGUUUUGUUUUCUUUGCCUCCUUAAAUUUUGAGUCUCCAGCCUGAUGAAGCCACUUUAUAACACGAGGAUCUCAUUAUUUUAAAGGGGGAUUCUUGUCUUUCAAUAUCUGUGCCCUAUUUUUUGUUGUAUUGGGGUUUAAAUGACUAAUUUGACUAUUUUGGAAUUGCUCGUGUAGAUUUCUUCAACCAGCAGUAGUGAAACUGACAUCCACUGAAACUGCUACAUUUGCUGUUUGCUACAUAAAUAUUGUCUUGGAGCCAAACUAAAUAUUUAGAAAGUUAAAGUCACAGAAUGAGGAAAACUAAGCAGAAGAGUAGCAGCUCCCUCGCUCUGAGCUAACACAGAAGAUGUAACAGCUGUUUCCGGCUCCUCCUUUCUGCAAUGUUAUCAGUUAACACUUGACCCUUUUUCAUAUAUGCACUGAUCUCCGUCCUGAAAAUGUUCCAAAGACGCUUGUUCACACACGUUCCUCACAGCGUGAAGUCUUCCCUGUCAGAGGAGGAGUGUCCUAGCUGCACGUUACAGAAGUAAUAACCCUCGCCUACUCGCUCAUGGAGAAUAAACCUGCUGCUUUCUCACAUCCGCUUUCCCCAACUUCUUGCAGACAUCUUACAAGGGGAGUUUUGUUCUCAUGUGAGUACAGUCAGAGAAUAGCCCAACUGAAAAAACAUUUUUUUGAUAGGUGUGCAUUGUUGAAGUUGAAUGUACAUCAAGGAUUAUGAUGCAGCCAUUACAGCCUGCUUCACGGCUGCAGGAUGAAGAAAUCUACCGGAGCAAUUUCAGAACAUUUUGUACCUUUUAGUCAUUUAGACCUCAAAAUAUGUUCAAAACUAACAAAAAAAUCAUAUUAAUGAUAUCAUACGUGGCCGUGGCUGAACAUGUCAGAACUCCUUGCAGUCGUUACUUCACUAUGGUUAAUUAAACUUCAGUGCGUCUUGAUGACCGUAAAAUGAUGUGAGUAGAAAAUGACAGUUUAACCUUUAAAAUCAAAGAUUAGGAUAUUUCAGCUCGGACUCUCUCUUAGUUUUCUAUCUAACUCAUUGAUCUAAGAGGAGAUCAGAGGCCCUGACAUGAAAAUAUGUUAAACUAUCACAUCUUGAAUGACUUGAAGCACAUUUCAUCCUGUACAGUGACACUUCAGGCAGCACAGAGAGCAGACAGGCUGAGUGAAAGAAAACAAACACAUUUUAAGGGCUCCACUACAGUUUUUAUUGUUUUUAGUGUUAAGUUGGUCGCACACCUGCACCGUAUCAUAAAGACAAAAAAACAAAAACAACAGUGCUGCAUACAGUGCAUAUUGUACGGCCAACAGUGUGACUACAGGGAUCACAUGAUUGCAUAGAAUCAGCCCAUGCUCAGUCACUCUCAGGUUUUGUGCUGUAAUGAGAAAGCCUUAAUGUUAUACAGACGUCUGUUUAUAUCAGUGAGCUGUGCAAGAGCCUGAUCCACAUGAUCCACAUGAUCCACAAGAUCCACAUGAUCCACAUGAUCCACAUGAUCCACAUGAUCCACAUGAUCCACAUGAUCCACAUGAUCCACAUGAUCCACAUGAAGAGACAAGAAAACUGAAUGAGACACUAACACAACACAGACCAAAAACAUGUGCAAACCUCCCACAGCCGGAGACUGACAGCAGCAAGUCUGAAGAAGGAGGAGGAGGAGGAGGAGGAGGAGGAGGAGGAUGACGAUGACGAUGAUGAUGAUGCAUCGCUUUCUGUUUUUACUUUUGCACCCCGCUUGGCCUCUCAGCUUCUGGAGACGUCUCAUAAAAGUCAAACUGUGGUGCUUCUUCUUUCAGUUUGUGGUCUGAACGCAGGAUGAAGAGGCGCAAGCCCCAACCUCUUUAGUCAUCUCUUGCAGGAGGAGCUCACGAUCGCUCAGAUUAUCAGCCGUGUAAAUAACAUGUUCUCAUGUGGAGGGACGAGCGUGUGAAGACAAACAUCCACUGUAGCAAAAGGAGUCCAAACUGCAGAACUUUGUGCUUCCUUUUGAACAGAAACUUGUAAUCAAAGAAAUCAAACUGUGUCUGUGAAUAUUCAUGUAUAAAGAAAAUGAAAGUAAAUAAAGUACUUAAAUAUUAUAAUGAAUUACACAGAGCCGCCGCUCCAUUGAUGGAAAUCUGUGAUGCCUUUGUUCUUAUCAGAAACAGACGGGACGUUUCAGGCCGCCUCCAUCACAGACAGUGACUGCAGAGAGUGUGUUACCUGCUCAGGUGUGUUACCUGUUUCUUUGUGAAGCUGUUUGUCCUCUCAGUGACGCUGCAGGGAGCUUGUGUCUGUGCUGCAGGCCGUGUGAAACAUGUCCAAACUGUAACAUAUCGCGUGUAGAUACACACUGUAUACACACACCACACUGUACAGAAUGCCCCUUUACUGGAGACCAUGUGUAUAGAAGAUUCAUUUUUAAUCUGCUUUCAGCCAUUUUAAUGAAGAGAGAUGGAUUUAUGAGAAACAAAUAAAUAAGAGAAUAAACCCCUCCAU
Notolabrus celidotus (New Zealand spotty) is the source of this 6804-nucleotide messenger RNA. RefSeq names its product NEDD4-like E3 ubiquitin-protein ligase WWP1. Bases 422 to 3334 code for a protein of 970 amino acids. Gene Ontology annotation, molecular function: ubiquitin protein ligase activity; protein binding. The transcript is spliced from 25 exons. NCBI's taxonomy places the organism in Eukaryota, Metazoa, Chordata, Actinopteri, Labriformes, Labridae. The record is from RefSeq and is a predicted model, not a curated record. Gene Ontology annotation, biological process: ubiquitin-dependent protein catabolic process.